AUGACGGUCACCCUGGAAGAGUUGGAGAGGCGUCUUGCUGCCAUCGAAAAGUCUCUGGAGACGGACGGCGAAGGCGGUGUUCUUCCAGCUCGUAAGACGGGUGGUGAUGCCCAGAUCAUGAAGAAGGUGGCCACGCGAUUGCAGGACUUCGAGUCGCAGAUCACAGCGCAACUGGCGAACCUCCAGACAGACUUUGACAAGAAGCUUUCGCAUGUCAACCGUGGUGCUGCAGCAACAAAGCCGGUUGAUGGCGCUGGCGGCGCGGCUGGGCUGGAUACUAUGGCGGAGGACUUGGACCAGCUGAAGUACGACGUCGGAGAGCUGAAGGAUUUGCUUGGUAACAACAAAGGCGAGGUGAACCACAUCCGCCGCAUCGUGCUGGCAUGUGAGCGGGACAUGGAGGACUUCACAGCUGCAAUGGACGCUGUCAAUGUGGACCUUGACGAGAUGCGCGCGCGGGUCGACGCCACACACUCCAUCAUCACCAGCCGACAGCGCGUGGAGGCCACCAUGACUGCUGAGAUCUCUACGAUGCGCCUCGACAUUGGUGACAUUCAAGAAGCGCUGAAGAACCAUGACUCGUGGAUGGAGGAUGUCUCAAAUACCCUCCAGCAGAUGCAGGAGAAGGAAGAGAACCUGACUGAAGACAUCAUCAAUCUUAAGAACGAGAUGAACACAAAGUUGGACACCAAGGUGGACAAUGUUGCUUGGAAGGAAGCCAACGAUGAUCUGGAUGCCGCGAUCAAGACUGUCCGUGACAUGGUCUCCUCUCUUCGCCUCGACGUGGAUGCCCGCCGCCGAAAGGUGGAUGAGAUCCUCGCAACCAUCAGGCACGACAUCACAGCCGUCGAGACAAACUUGGAGGAGUCCAAGGCCAAGAUCACGAGUGACACAGACCAGGCUGUGAAUGCCCUCAACGGUCGAAUUGACUUCACCAACAAGGAUCUGGCAGCCACGCAAGAGAGCCUGCACACCACGCAGAACUCCCUCAGCGACUGCUUCAACGAGGUGGCGGUUGUGCGAAGCGACCUGGAAAGAAACGUGGCAGACACAGAAGCGCGCUUGAAGAACGAUAUCCGCCAGAAGCAGCAGGAGGCUUUCGAGAAGAUCGGUGCUGUGGAACAGCAGGCAGAGCUCCGAAGUGCGGAGGCCUCCCGUCGCCUCGGGGCUUUGGACCUCCGCAUGAGCGGGGUGCAGGGAGGACUCGGAGAGCACAAGCGCGACAUUCUCAAGCUGCGCGAGGAGGUGAACGGGCUCACUGUGAAGAGCGCAUCGCAUGAAGUGGACAUUCAGAAGAACAGUGAUGCUGUCCGCAAGAUGGAGAAGCAGAGAAACAUGGAUGAACAGAAUUGGAAAGCACAGAUGGAUGCGGUGCAUGACGUUUUGGACACAAAGGUGAACGAGAAGCCGUUCGAGGACCUGAAGCACUGCACCGCUGCACUGACUCGCGGCGUGGUCAAGUUUGCCCAGGUGGUCGGCGUGUUCCCGGGCCCCAAGUUCGAUGACUCAGAGGGCGCAGACCAGGGGGAAGCCGAUGUCGAGCUGCUGGGCUGGGAGGAGUGUGCCGAGAAUAUGUCCUUCCGCGUUGACAAAGCUUGGCGCCAACGCUGCUCCCAGCGCUUCCGCAACGUCUUGGACAUGGUUGCGAAGAAAGCCGACCACAGCGUUCUCCGUCUUCUGCAGAUCUCGCAGCAGCACAUUGAGUCACAGCUCGAGCGCGUGAAGCACGAGCGUGAGCUUUGGAAGGAAGUGGUGGAGCGUCGACAGCAGCAGCCCUUGCAGCUGGCUCUUUCGAUGAAGGAGCAGCCCCAAGGCGGAACAUCUUAG
Symbiodinium natans is the source of this 1827-nucleotide messenger RNA. The record is from the annotation of a GenBank genome assembly. Lineage: Eukaryota; Dinophyceae; Suessiales; Symbiodiniaceae.